UACCACGGACAAAAAGCUCCCAGAGACAGAGCUGCGAGGCUGCGGGUCGCAGCGAAGCCCCAGAAGGCGCUCAUCAAACACGUCCCCGGCUGGAAAAGUCACAUUUACGGACAGCUGGAGUGAAAAAGGCUCAUUUACAGCGUUAUUUUGGUGCCAACACAGAAAAGGGGGGCCACGGGGAGGGGGUGGCGCGUCUGAGCCAGAGAUCCUAUUACAGACAUCCAGAGUUUUUCAUGGACUUUUUUUGGAAGUGGGGGGAGGGCGAAUCCGCCACUUUCUCGGCCUGAUGUCUUUUUCAUACGCGGCCCGAGCGCGUCAAAUUGAGCUUUACGCCACUUUUGGCUGAUUACGGGAUCAUCCGCUGCCGCUUUUCUACGCUCGAGCGCGGUUUUGGGGGGCGCAGAGUUUGGGUGAUGAAGGAGUCCGGGAGGAUCCCGCAAGGAGACGAGCCGUGCAGAGUGAAAAAGUUCGGGGGAGCUGCGAGGAAACUUUGAAGCGAGCCGGAGCGUUCUUUGGGUCCGCAAUGCCGCGUUGGGUUCUUGCAUCGAAUGAAAACGGCCAAAGACGCCCGUCGACGCACUAGAACACGAAGCAGCGCGAUCUGAUCUUCGCUCGGCGACCUCUCCCUCUUCCAAGAUGUCUUCCCGCAGCCGGAGCCCCAUUGUUGGACUUUACGGGAUGCUCCGCGUCCUGGCCGCGCUGCUUCCGGGACCCGGCGCGGCGCUGUCCCCGAACGGAACCGCGUUCGAGGACCACUGCAAGAAGACGACGACGUGCGAGGCGCUCAAGUACAACACGUGCCUGGGGUCGCCGCUGCCCUACACGCACACGUCCCUGGUGCUGGCCGAGGACUCCGGCACCCAGGAGGAGGCUUUCGAGAAGCUGACCAUGUGGUCGGGUCUGCGCAACGCCCCCCGCUGCUGGUCCGUCAUCCAGCCGCUGCUCUGCGCCAUCUACAUGCCCAAGUGUGAGAACGGCCACGUGGAGCUGCCCGGCCAGAGCCUGUGCCUGGCCACGCGCCGGCCCUGCAGCAUCGUGGACCAGGAGAGAGGCUGGCCCGCCUUCCUCAAGUGCGACAAGUUCCCCGUGGGCUGCUCGAACGAGGUCCAGAAGCUCAAGUUCAACACGUCCGGCCAGUGUGAGGCUCCGCUGGUCAAGACCGACAUCCAGUCCAGCUGGUACAAGGACGUGGAGGGCUGCGGGAUCCAGUGCGACAACCCGCUGUUCACGGAGGAGGAGCACGGCGACAUGCACGCCUACAUCGCCUACUUCGGCACCAUCACCCUCCUCUGCACCUUCUUCACGCUGGCCACCUUCCUGGCGGACUGGAAGAACUCCAACCGCUACCCGGCCGUGAUCCUCUUCUACAUCAACGCCUGCUUCUUCGUGGGCAGCAUCGGCUGGCUGGCCCAGUUCCUGGACGGCGCCCGCGAGGAGAUCGUGUGCAAGAGCGACAACACCAUGCGCCUCGGGGAGCCCUCGUCGUCGGAGACGCUGUCGUGCGUCACCAUCUUCAUCAUCGUCUACUACUCCCUGAUGUCGGGCGUGAUCUGGUUCGUGAUGCUGACCUACGCCUGGCACACGUCCUUCAAGGCGCUGGGCACCACGCACCAGCCGCUGUCGGGCAGAACCUCCUACUUCCACAUGGUCACCUGGUCCAUCCCCUUCGUCCUCACCGUGGCCAUCCUGGCCAUCGCCGAGGUGGAUGGCGACUCGGUGAGCGGGAUCUGCUUCGUGGGCUACAAGAACUACAGGUACCGCGCCGGGUUCGUGCUGGCCCCCAUCGGCGUGGUGCUGGUGGUCGGCGGCUACUUCCUCAUCCGAGGCGUCAUGACCUUGUUUUCCAUCAAGAGCAACCACCCGGGACUCCUGAGCGAGAAGGCAGCGAGCAAGAUCAACGAGACCAUGCUGAGGCUCGGUAGGUUCUGGCGCUUAGAAGAAGGAGGGUUCUACACCGUCCGCCUUCACCUUGUCACGUUUCCCUCCGCAGGCAUUUUUGGGUUCCUGGCUUUCGGCUUCGUUUUCAUCACCUUCGGCUGCCACUUCUACGACUUCUUCAACCAGGCCGAGUGGGAGAGGAGCUUCAGAGAAUACGUGCUGUGCGAAGCUAACGUGACUAUCGCCUCUCAGACCAACAAGCCCAUCCCAGAAUGCACCAUUAAGAACCGGCCCAGCCUCAUGGUGGAGAAAAUCAACCUGUUCUCCAUGUUCGGGACAGGGAUCGCCAUGAGCACCUGGGUCUGGACCAAAGCCACCAUCCUCAUUUGGAAACGCACCUGGUGCAAGAUCAUUGGCCGGAGCGACAACGAACCCAAAAGGAUCAAGAAGAGCAAGAUGAUUGCCAAGGCAUUUGCCAUGAGGAAGGAGCUGCACAAGGACCCGGAGAAGGAGCUGUCCUUCAGCAUGCACACGGUGUCCCACGAAGGGCCUGUGGCUGGAAUCAACUUUGACCUAAACGAGCCAUCUAACGACAUGUCAUCCGCCUGGGCGCAGCACGUGACCAAGAUGGUGGCGAGGCGAGGCGCCAUCCUGCCCCAGGACGUUUCUGUCACGCCCACUGGAACACCAGUGCCUCCUCCAGAGGAACGAAACAGGCUGUGGAUGGUGGAGGCCGAAAUCUCGCCGGAGAUGAUAAAGAGGAAAAAGAAGAAGAAGAGGAAGAAGGAGGUCCGCCCGGCGGAGGAGCCCGGCCCGGCGCCGGACCGCCAGCCUCACCAGCCGCGUGAGUUUGGACGCAGCGCCGUGCCCCAUCUGCCCAAGCUGCCGUGCCACCCCAGCCUGGUGGCCAACCUGCGGGAGCAGCAGCGGCUGCAGCGGCACGCGGAGGAGGAGGCGCUGCCCGGAUCCUACCCAGAAUUCCCGCGCUCACACCCGCCGCCCUGCGAGGAGCGGCGCCGCUACCCGGCCGAGUGGGGCGGCCCCGAGCGCGGCCCGCUGUCCGAGCCCAUCCUGGGCGAGCGGCCGGGGGACCUGGGCCUCGGCCCGCGCUGCCCCCCCCCGGGGUCCACGUGGCAGCGCGGGGGGUCCUCCCGCUGCCCGGGGGACCUGACGGACGGGCUGUCGGAGAGGAUGGCCCACCUGGCCCGCGUGCCAGCCGGCAGGAGGCCCGGCUAUGGGCCCGUCCACUCUCGGACCAGUUUAAUGGAGGCAGAACUCAUGGAUGCCGACUCUGACUUCUGAGAACGGAGGUUUUUCCCCGUGGUACACAGACAGUAAGCGAUCAAAGUGCUGGAUACUUUAUAAACUCUUGCUAAAGUGCCUAGAGGUCAACAGGAAACUUUUUAUAAUUCAAAGGGAAAAACAACGUGUUGUGAAUAAUUUAAGGAGAAAUAUUUUUUGUAUAUUUUAUUUUUGUCCAAUGGAUCCAAAUUCAAAGACAACUACGUGAGGACAAGAUGAACAAGGCAGCUAACCUGUACGAGGCUUGAACCACUGUGGAUGUGUUUAUUCUGAGGACGCCUCAGCUCAGACCCUGCUACCGGCACUAAACCACAUUAACCGUCACAGACAGAGUCUGCCUCAGAACCUGAGCGACAUCAACUAGGGCGUAAACUUGUGUUAUUUGAAGUCACAGUGCAGUAGAACCUCACUCACGCUUGGCUGCUCGUUCCCUGGUCGGUUCUUGUGUGUACAGUUAUGUUCAGAUACUAACCAUUACCCCCGUAGAUCAUUUACUUCAUUAUUAUUAAUAGUAGCACUAGUUGGUGCACAAUCAGAUAUUAAGUAUUACUCAGCUAACACAGUUCUUUUUUCGUUGCCAUUGUUGUGUCUGGAGGACGACCCACAGCAGUUAUUGACUGACUUUCCUUGUAUAUUACAGAAGGCUCCGUCUUCUGAGUAGUUUUUUUUACAGAAGCAUUUGUACUUUUGCUAAUCUGUUGUAUAUAUUCAGUCUGGGCUCCGCUUGUGUUGGUCCUACAUCACUGUCUGUCACUCUUUUUCUAACGUGUGUACUGUACAUAAGCUGUGUAUAGAUUCCUCAAUACGUUCAGCUCUAUAAUCAGAUCACGUGAUUACUCUGCUGAUGCGUUAUUAAAAGGGAAGAAUUGACUGUAACCGUUGUCAUGUAACCAAAACAUCACCCUGUACGUUCACCCUGCGCUCGCUGUGGAUAAAUGAUGCUGCCCACAUCCACAUAGUUAGCUUCUUAGCCGUUGAGAGAAUAUUUAUGGUAUUAGUUGUAUUCACCGCAUUGCUUUGCAGCAGCUGAUGUCCACGUAAAAAAGCUGUUUAAGAUAUUAAAUGAGGAUUAAUUUUAUGCCUUGUACAGUAACAGUCGUUUUGUUUGUGUAAGUACUCUGUGAACCUGUGCUUCGUCUUCCAGCUGUGUGAAAACCGUUCACUGACGCUUUUAUUAUGCAGCUCUGUUAUGUAAAUAAAAGUCUUCCUAAAUUUC
Molecule: messenger RNA, 4396 nt
Organism: Betta splendens (Siamese fighting fish)
Lineage: Eukaryota; Metazoa; Chordata; Actinopteri; Anabantiformes; Osphronemidae
Gene: smo
Product: smoothened, frizzled class receptor
Exons: 11
Coding region: 637-3180 (847 amino acids)
Biological process (GO): commissural neuron axon guidance; positive regulation of smoothened signaling pathway; smoothened signaling pathway
Cellular component (GO): cilium; plasma membrane; dendrite
Molecular function (GO): patched binding; transmembrane signaling receptor activity
Source: RefSeq, a predicted model, not a curated record